AUGUAUGGUACCUCAGCGACAUCACAACCCUCUGGAAGAGGGGAUCUGCUAUUAUGGAUUAAUAGCGUUUGCACUGCGCAGUACCCAAACGUUGAAUCAUUGCGUGAUGGUGUUGCGUAUUGCACCAUAGUUGAUGCUGCAGCUUCUCGUGUGGCGGAAAACUGCACUGCGCUCAGACUACCAGAGGCAAAUGUUGCUCAAACAAGGGCAAAACGUGCAGCUAGGCUUCUUAGUCGUGUUGAAUGGAGUGUUACAACGGUUACUUGCAUAAAUCAGGACCCUUCUUCAGAUACUAUGCAGGAGCGUGGAUACUGUGAAAAGAACAUGCAGACACUACAACUUAUGCUUCGGGGCUGCGUACCUCCGGAGUUUUCUUUGGAAGUAGAUGUGUCACGUUUGGCGGCAGGAAAGCUUCAAGAGCAUAUCAUGCUUCUGAAGUGGAUGUACCGGUUUUUGAAAAAGAUGCUUAGCACGUAUUCUAGAUCUGCUCUUGAGCGGCGAGCCAAUACGUCUGAAGGUGGUGGGUAUAUAGAAGGAGUGAGACUGACAAGAGCUAUGAAGUUGCAGCAAAAAAUGGUUCGAGAGAAGUACGGAGGGCCUAAUGUUCUUGGAUCUUCACCUGAAAACGAAACAAAGAAUACUGAACUACUGACCAGUGUGGGGGAGUAUUCUGCAGCCCCCGAGUUCACCGAAGCAAAGAAUAAUAAACAAAUCACACAAUAUGCUUCUUUUUCUACCACUGAAUCUGGGGCGGUUGAAGGUAUAAAAAAUCUAACCGACACGUUAUUGAAACCUCAACAGAGGCAUCGAGAUAAAACAGGCAGUUGCAAUCUGCAUACGAGCAAGCGAAGUUCUAAACUGAAUGGUGAACCUUGCGGCUCUGAUUUUCCUUCAAAUGUGUGUGUAGAAUCUUUAUCGUUUUGUGUGCCAGAGGAGUAUGUUGCAAUGUUGGAAGAUUUGAGGCAGGAGGUUGAGUUCUAUGAGGCAGUUGUUCUUGCCACACAUGGACGCCACCAGCGUUGUCUAACAGGUUUUAAAGACGGCCAGGACGGCUCUUUUGCUGAAGAGCGUUCUAGUGAUGAGGGACCACUAGCGAAGAGGACGUCGAUUAUAUCAUUGGAACAGCUUGGUCUAUUACUGGAGGAACGAGACAAGUUGUGGCAAACUCUGCAGGUGCUUCAGGAUGUUCUUGUACGGAAUGCAUGUGACGAAGAAGAGGGAAGUGGAAGUGCCAACUCUGCCUUACCACUUGUGAGGAAAAUAAUGUUGGCACUUUCUCCCUUAUAG
Trypanosoma rangeli is the source of this 1287-nucleotide messenger RNA. RefSeq lists its product as uncharacterized. Bases 1 to 1287 code for a protein of 428 amino acids. Lineage: Eukaryota; Euglenozoa; Kinetoplastea; Trypanosomatida; Trypanosomatidae. Gene Ontology annotation, cellular component: cytoplasmic microtubule; microtubule organizing center; spindle midzone. The transcript has a single exon. Gene Ontology annotation, molecular function: microtubule plus-end binding. The record is from RefSeq and is a predicted model, not a curated record. Gene Ontology annotation, biological process: spindle assembly; regulation of microtubule polymerization or depolymerization; protein localization to microtubule plus-end.